Molecule: messenger RNA, 1435 nt
Organism: Staurois parvus
Lineage: Eukaryota; Metazoa; Chordata; Amphibia; Anura; Ranidae
Source: the annotation of a GenBank genome assembly
AUGCCUGCCGAGAAGAAACCGAUGCGCUAUGGGCACCCUGAGGGCCAGACAGAUGUCAGCUUUGAUGAUACCGGAAGGUGUAUAGUGACUUGUGGCAGUGACGGCGACAUUCGCAUCUGGGAAGAUCUGGAUGACGAUGACCCGAAGUCCUUCAAUGUUGGAGAAAAGGUGUACUCCUUCGCUUUGAAAGACGGAAAGGUGGUCACCGCCUCCUCCAACAAUGCAAUUCAGACUCACACCUUUCCCGCUGGGGACCCGGAUGGAAUACUGACGCGCUUCACCACCAACGCCAAUCAUGUCGUUUUUAACACGGACGGAACGAGAGUGGCGGCGGGCUCCAGUGAUUUCUUGGUGAAGGUGGUGCAGGUGGAGGACAGCAGCGUGCAGAAGACGUUCCGUGGACACGAGGCGCCCGUGUUGAGUGUUUCUUUUGACCCCAAGGAAGAUUAUUUGGCCUCUGCCAGCUGUGACGGGUCAGUGAGGAUCUGGAAGAUUGAAGAUCAGGUUUGUGAAGCCAACCUCUCUCUGCUGCCGAAAUGCAACGACGUGACCAACGCCAAGUCCCUGUGCAGAUUAGCAUGGCAGCCGCGGGGCGGGAAGCUGCUUGCCAUCCCGGUGGACAAAGCCGUUCACUUCUAUGACCGCGGGCACUUGGAAGAGCAGCUUCUGUCUGUCUGAUCAUUUUAUAACUCAGCCUCUGAAUGUGGUCACCUGGUCUCCCUGUGGACAGUACAUCAUAGCGGGAAGUAUUGACGGCUGCAUUGUGGCCUGGAACGUGGGCACCAAAGCUUGCUUGGAAAGGGUCAAGCAUGAGAAGGGUUUCACCAUCUGCGCUCUGGCCUGGCACCCUAAGCUGCCCCAGGUUGCCUACACUGAUAAUGAGGGCAAUCUCGGCCUGCUGGAGAAUGUCUGCCAAGGUGCUGCAAAGUCCGUGGAGAAGACCUCCGCGGCCACCACCAAAGAUUACGAUGCGUUGUUUGAUGAGGACGGCGAUGAUGAAGACUUCCUGAACACGGACAUGAUCGAUCACCAGGCGUCUGUCGGUGAUGAGGAGGAGGAGGAUGAUAACUUUGGACCUGUAUCAGGCCGAGCCAGAAUCCGGGCCAUCCUGGAUGAUGAUGACAAUUCUCUAGAUGUCCCGUCUCUAAAGUCUGUUGGUGUGGAAAAGCCAGACGGGGUUCGACGAGGAUGACCGAUCUACCGCCGCCGAAACCUGUUCCAUCGUUCCCUUCAAAGCCGGUUUAUAGUGGGCCGAUGCCAACACCACCGCAGAAACCCUUUCCAGCCGGGCUCUACCCCGGCGCAUCUCAUGCACCGCUUCAUGAUGUGGAAUUUGGGUUUUCGCUGUUACAACGAUGAGCAGGGACAACGCCAUAGACGUGGAAUUUUUGAACACCUCCGUACAUCACGCCGUCCACCUGACCAACACUUGAAC